GUCCGAAGGCUACUGUGGAUAUUUUCCUCAAACAGAUCUGUGUAUCUUCUUCUUAUACCACUACGCUUAUGAUGAGGAGAUCUGAGUUAUAGAAGAAUCAUACCAAAGACUGAGAGAAAAAAGCUCAUGAAAAGAAUCCGAAGGAAAUUUCAUUUUUACCAUCUUCGCAGCCAUUGUUGUCCGACAGACAGUGAGCUUGAACAGUUGACACCUGUAAUCCAAGGCAAGCUUUUAGCUUCUUGAACAAAAAAUAUCAUUACUCAGAUUCCUAUCACUGCAACUUAGUCAGGCUUUUUUGGCUUAUCGUUAGCUCUGCUACUGUUUCGCUUCAGAGAGAGAGAGAGUAGUGACUGCUUAAUUAGGGCUUAGCUGGCUUCACCUGUCCACUGUCUCUCGCCGACGACUAUCUUACCGGAAAAGCAUGAGAGUAGUGUUUCAAUGGAGGACGACGACGACAUUGAGACACAGCAACAAACAAGCAGAAAGCUACAGAGACUCUCCUCGGACAAAACUGAAAUGAGGGAUUGGAGCAAUCCAUCGUCUAGGAUCAUUAGGGUUUCACGAGCCUCCGGUGGCAAAGACCGACACAGCAAAGUCCUAACAUCAAAAGGGUUGAGAGAUCGGAGGAUACGUCUCUCCGUCGCUACAGCGAUCCAGUUCUACGACCUCCAGGACCGUCUCGGAUUCGAUCAGCCGAGCAAAGCCGUCGAAUGGCUUAUCAACGCGGCUUCUGAUUCAAUCUCCAAUUUGAAUCCGAUCGACACAAACUUCGACCAGACACUUUCGCUGUCUAAGUCCAGCACGUCUGAGAGCUCGUUGUUGUCUUUGUCGAGGACAGAGAGUCGUGGGAAAGCUAGAGACAAAGACAAAGACUUGCAAAGCUCCUUCACUCAGCUUCUCACACGCGGUUUUGACGAACCGAACCGGAGUUGGACCGGUGGUGGUUCUACUGAUUGUUUCAACCCGGUUCAGCUCAUGCCAAACUCAAACUCCUUGAAUCAUCGUCAAGAACCGUCGUUGAAUCAUCAUAGUCAAAACCAAUACUCUUUUUUACCGAACUACAACUUCGGAAUCUCUUCUUCUGAUUCUCCCGGGGAAGCCGGUUGUUACAGUAGUAGGGGGACCCUUCAGUCCAAUUCACAACCUCUCUUUCUCAACAACAACAAAAACAUUAACCAAAGAUCGAUAUCUUCGUCUUCUUCUUCAUCUUCUCCAAUGGACAGUCAGAGCAUUUCAUUUUUCAUGGCUCCGCCUCUCCACCACCAUAGUCCUCAGCUUCCAGAGGCUUUUGAUGGCCGGUUAUAUCUCUAUUACGGUGAAGGAAACCGGAGCUCCGACGAUAAAGGAAAGGAGAGAAGAUAGUACAGCAAAAAUGUUUCAUUAAUUCCAUCUUGGUUAGUACUUUCUAUCUAUUUUACAAUGUCAAUUUUUCAAGAAAUGGAUUAGUUAAUGUAGUAAUAGUACCAUGUUGUUUGCUUUGGGUUCUUGAUUUUGUAAAAGAAAGAUGGUUUAUUGGGGCGUGGGUGGCAUUGAGUCUUAUCUUUAUUUGUGUGUCUCGAAGUAAAUGACAUUUUAAGAUUGCUAAUUUGAUGGCAUGUGGAUGUAUUUGAAAAGAGGGCUUCAUCGUC
Brassica oleracea var. oleracea is the source of this 1628-nucleotide messenger RNA. Its product is annotated as transcription factor TCP24. The transcript has 4 exons. The record is from RefSeq and is a predicted model, not a curated record. Gene Ontology annotation, molecular function: sequence-specific DNA binding; DNA-binding transcription factor activity. NCBI's taxonomy places the organism in Eukaryota, Viridiplantae, Streptophyta, Magnoliopsida, Brassicales, Brassicaceae. The coding region runs from base 439 to 1362 and encodes 307 amino acids. Gene Ontology annotation, cellular component: nucleus. Gene Ontology annotation, biological process: regulation of secondary shoot formation.